AUGUCACGAAGAUCAUCUCGAGCGGGACCACCACCUCAACAAUUAGCUGGCUCCAAUAUCUCAGGAGCAAGCUCAACCACAAACGGCACUGCGCAAGAACGCCUAGACCUAGAACAAGAAGACACUGCGGAUAUGCAGGAGGAAGGAAGUAGUAUGAUGCCUCGUGUUGUAAGCAGGAGAUCACAAGUGAGGAAAUCAACUACAUCUUCGUCGAGUACUAGAAAGUCUUCUACUGCACAGAAAGAAGUGGGACCAAGUGGAUUGCCCAUCAUGCCAGCUUCCACGAGGACAGACGAGAGGGAUGAAGCAGUUCUUGCAAGCCAGGAAAGCAGUCGCGCCUCCAGAAGAUCCAGUUCUGGGAGUACUUCUAAAUAUCCAUCGUUCAGCUAUUCUGUUGGCAACGUUAAGGAGAUCAAACUUGUACAACCAAGAAAAAGUGAGGUCCUAGAAGAUGAGGAAGAAGAAGAUCAUGUCCUAGAAGAUGAAGACGGGAGACUAAUUCUAGACAUUUCACCAAGUUCGGCAUCAUCGCGUGCUUCUCGUCGAUCUGGACGCUCAUUCGCAGUAGUUCGAAGGAGCUCAAGCUCCUUGCAAGACCUACAGGACCAGUUGAGGCAAAGUAAAAAUGGCGUUUACAUCAAUGAUGCGCCAAGGGUUGAGGACCAAGAUUAUCAGGCAGAAGUCGAUGCUUCUAGAGCAGGAGCUUAUCAGGCAGAAGUCGAUGCUUCAUCUAGAGCUGUUGUAAUAUCUCCUUCUCCACGGGAAGAUAAACAACAAGAAAACACGAACAAUAUGAUGAUGAACGAGGACAGCCAAAGCAAAGUCAACAUCAUCAAAGCAAAGGCGGAGGUCGUAUCUCAUUCUCAAACCCCGAGAAUCGAUCCUGCCAUGGAUCCCGAACUUCUAGCAGACUCACGGAGUCUUACGUUGGUACCCGGGGCCAAAAGCGUGCAACAGGCUUUUUCCACGCUCGUACUACUAAAAAGAACUUUACAGGAAUUCAAAUACAUCUCAGUAGGCUUUCGACUUCCUCUUCCACAUGAUCAAAUUCCUCCUGCUCUCUCUGUCAUUGUGAUUAUCAAGCUCGUCAUUACUCAUCAUUUUUUGUUCAGGCUCACGGCGGCGCAGAAUUUUUCGACAUCCACACACCCGGAGAGGACGACAACACCACCACUGUGGCUGCGUGGAAACCCAAUAUGAACCCUCGUCCUCGUAGAAGACGUCGCAUCAAGGCACAAAAGCCACACAAAACCAUGGAGGAAAAGGCACAAGCGGAGAGUCUACGUGAGGUUCACACCGAGACAAUAGCGUGGUUUCGUCAUGUUCGAGAUGAGCUCCUGCGCCGACUCAGUAGCACGCACAAAGUACGGCGCUCACUCCAAGAACAGAAUUUGCUGCACUUGUUUACCGCGAAGGAGUAUGAAAGGAGACACGAACUGGGACUCCAGAGUACCUCUGCGGAGCAGAUUGGGAUGAAUGAUGCGGAGGAGGAGGAGACGAGUGGAGGUGUGGCGAUACCGGAGAAUGAAAUGAGGAGUGAUAUUAAGAACGACACUGCUAGCGGUCCUAAUGUUGGUGAAGUCGAUGUUGUUGUUGAUAAAAUGAACGAUUCUGAAGCAGCUGCUAAGAGUACUAGUGGAAACUACAAGGAUAUUACGGCAGAAGUAAUUAUAGAGGAUAACAGACGUGAAACUAAGGUCGACACGACACUAGUGGAAAACGUGAAGACCGCAUCAGAGUCCACUUCCUCCUCCACCUACUCCACGAGUACGAAGGACAAGGAGAAGAGAGUAUCCUUCAAGCAGGGACCUGAAAUCUCGAAAAAUGAUACGACUCCUCCUCAGCAUCAAACUACGACGAAACCGCAAAAAACGUCUUCAGAUAGAGCUCCUGCAACCCACAGUCCCUACCAACACGAGUUUUACGUGUACACGGCAGUCGAGAGCGUACUGGUUGCCGAAGCCUUGAGUCCGGAUGUUGAGAAUCUUGUCGACGAAGAACUUGCGGGAGUCGAAGGAACUGAUUUAAGAACAAAGGUCUUACUUAAGUAGCUGGAUUUGUACUAGCUUGAAAGUACUUAGUACUACACUUUUUAAUAGAAAGAAUGUCAGUUAAAAGUACAACUCCUAGUCUCCUUACAAGAAGCUCUAAGGAAAGAAGCAACAAGAGCAACCUCCCCUCUACUCAUGGUUUGUUGUCAUGGAUGAAGAUUUCUGAGAGAGACCACCUAGUAGAGCCAGCGAAGACCCUGCUGUUCUUCACUUAUUAAGGUACAACACGACAGAUCAUACAAUUUCUACUUCACAGAAGCAACCCACUCUGCUAACUCUAAGGAAAGAAGCAACAAAAGCAAUCCAGCGCGAGGUAGUCCUGGCCGAGAUCCGGGAAGGCAAGUUGCGUUUUGUUUACGACUACUUGCAAGACGUGUUGACACGGGAAGAGCGCAGGCUCGUGUGGAAGGCGGGUCUGCGCAACUUGUCAUUAGACCAGCUGCUAGACCUGGUGCUGAUCGCGCGCACAGAGCAGCUCCUAGGCAGUGGAGAGAUGCAUUUUGAUUUCCGACGUUUUGUGCGGGAGACAGAGCCCAUCUUGGAAGUCGAUAAAAGAAUUGUGGAGAGGAUAGCGGACGUUGGUGAAGUUCUGAGAAACGGUGCUGAGACCGAGAGAAACAAGAACGAAGAGCAAACAUCUACUUCCUUUCCUGAACAACAAGACCAACGAGUACGUCGACUUCCGCGAGUAGAGGGUGAAUCUUCCGCAUUAGUUGGUGGAUAUCAUCAGGCGGAGUACGGUGAGGAUGGCUUCUCACACGAGCACGCAAAUCAUCGAUCGGCUUUGGAAAGACACUGGCACUCGACUUCAAAGGGCUUCGAGGCUAGUCUAGGAAUAGCCAAAUACUAUGCGCGUGGUGGAGGUGGUGGCUUGCUCGCGGCCCCUUCAGGCGGUCACGGAGGAGCUGCUGGCGGUGCUGUUGACCUCGGGAGAAGUGCUGACUAUAAUAGUGGAAAUCCUCUUCCUGAAGGUGGAGGCGCAGCAAAAGACGGUGAGGAUGAAGUAAAAGGACGAGACUGUAGUCGUGUGGAAGGCGAUGAUGGAAACUACAAUAACAAUGUCGAUGGAGCUGGAGGUAGUUAUCAAUAUUAUCCUGACGUAGAUGACAGCACUGAUCAUGAUGUCGCCUUGGAGGUACCUUCCUCCGGUUUAUUCCACUACGAGGAUUUUGAGAAGACAAGGGCAUCAGAAAGGCAAAAGGACCAUGAACGAGUCUUCUCUUUCUUCGUAGAAGAGUCGGCAUCUUCUUCAAAAAAACCAAAUGUUGUUGGACAGGAAGAUCAGGCUCAGGAAAAGCGAAGAUCAUCUCGUCCAGGGGUGAAUAUCACACCAGUUGCAGAGCGUGCAAGUAGAAGUAGGUCCUCUGCAAAUUACUCGACAAGAACUCCAAGUGAUCAUGUUGUAGCUUUAGAGAGUCCAGCUGCACCAGUAUCAGUUAUUGCAACCAGUACAGGAAGCUUUGGGCGUCGCAGAAGCCGUGUAUCGGAGCAAAACAAGUUUAUGCAGGAUCAGAAUCAGAAGGAGACUAGAAGAUCUAACGAAGAAGUCUCCUCCUCACGUGGCUCAGAUGUUGGCACUUCUACACGACGCUCAUCAGCUCCUUCCGCGAAAAAUAUGAUGAUGCUGAAGCAAAAUCACGAGCUUCUCUCUACACUGCCUGAAAACGUGCGAAGAAGCAAACAUCUGUCCUCAGGAGGAAGCGGCCAAGGUCAAGAAGGAGAAACUAAUAUGACAACUGAAGUUCUUGAGCCUCACAUAACAGCAGGACAAAGGCGCUCAUCUAUCUUGCGAGCUGCAAGUUCAAACGGCACUGGAGGAGGUGGUCGCGGUGGUGCUGUAGGAACAUCUUCGUCAAAUUCAACCUCUUCAAUCAUGGGUUUGCGGAUAAAGUCAUCAUCUAGUGAACCUCGUAUAGUGGAGGAUGUAACAAGCACCAACUCAUCAAAAAACACAAAUGCUCCUCAUCAAAGUCCUCCUCAAGGUCCUCCAGGAGCCUCAAAGCCUAUCUCCAUUUCCACUACUCCUUCAGCAGCUGCCACCAGCAUCUUGACAGGAGUUCCAUCUUCAUCGCCUAGUGCUUCUACAGCAUCUUCCUUGAUGAGAACUAAAUCUCAAGAGCGGUGGGCACAGUUGCAGGCGAAGCAUCGGUCUCGCAUGUUCCAUGAACUCGCUCAGGAACUGCGAAAUAAUCACUUGAAGGACCAGCAGGAGCAGGCUUCGGCGGGAAAUGGCUUAAGCAGGGUUGUUCUUUUUAGUACUAGUGCAUUGAUAUUACAAGAACAUAUUAUAAAAAAGCAUCUUCUUUCAUUCUAGAACACACAGUUGUAUGUUGUAAUGAUUAAUUUUUCUGGGGGUCGAGGUCGUCGUGUCCUCUACUACUUCUGAUGAAAACAGAAAACAUGAUGAAUUGGAGUCCUUAAUGCGUGUUCCUAUUGAUCCUAAUAUAACUAACCUCCUUUUCACUAGUAUAGAAAGGAAGUAGAACGCUGUGAUCCGGAAUGCAGUGAUACGUUCUAAGAAGGAUAAUGAACGUCUAUGCAAAGUACUAUACCCACAUCCAAAUAUGAAGAAAGUGCAUGUUCUUGGCUGAAGUAGUGCACACCAGUGUCUUGAGCUUAAGCUAUCAUGGUUACGGUGUCAGUGUCUGGGUCUUCGCCUUGUUCUAAUUCCUACAUCCACUCCUUCAAGUUCCUCCACCCUAGCGAAGUUGCACAUUGAGGCGUCGCGCAUACUCCGGGAAGCGGAAGAAAUGAAGAAGUAUCGAAGAUCAGCGAUGGAAACGCGGGAGGCGCGCACUAGUGGAGUGCUCGCAGCCCUAAGACUUCAGGAAGAGCUUCAAAUGAAAGUUAAGAAAAGCUCAUGUAUCUCCAGUUUAGAUACAGAGACUAAACUUUUUUGAACUACCCGCCCCGUUGGACGCCGUACUACGGUAGGUAUGUUGCUUGUAAGGAGAAUAAUUAUAGGGCUUGUGCGUGUCGCUCAUCUCUCGACGUCACCUUCUAAGAGACAAAUUGAUGACCAAGAUGAAGCUUCUAGCAGCAGUGCCGACACGGAGACUGUAAUGUCAGGCGUGAAUGAGGACCUUCAAGAGACGGCUUCCUCAACUUACGUUGUAGACAGGAAAUCUGCAAUUCGCGAAGCUGUUAAUGCUGAAAUCGCGGCACGCGCGAACCUUGUGGUAGUGGACGUAGUCGCGAAGAACGCAAGCGAGAAAAUUGGAGUGUCAAAAUCGGGAGAACUUCCCGGAAACGACGUUUUUGUAAAACGCGUCGUAAGCAACGUCGCCACUAAUUCUAAGAACUAUGUCGGGGUCGGCGGAGAAGGAGCCCCUUCAAGUCGUGGCGGCACACCUACUACUCUAUCAUCAGCAAAUAGUAGUCAUAGUAGAAGUAGCACUAGCACUACCACAUCGGUUGCAGUCGCGCCAGUGACGAGUAUGGCUGCUUCGAUGGGGAUUCGGAUUGGGGACAGAAUUCUGUCAGUCAAUAGAACAUCGACUGAACGUAUGACGCAAGACCAUUUCGCGGUGGCGCUGGCGCAGAGACCUGUCUGUGUCUCCUUUGGUCGUCGAGGGAUGUUGACCUACGAUUUGGUGACGCCACCGGUCGAUAUAGUAACAGGCUUAUCGCCAUGGGAGAAUCUUAGAAUCGAACUGGAGGUCACUCUUGUCGCGUCGGAGUCUCCUGGUUCGUCCUUCUCGUUCUCGCCCUCAGCGAGUGUUGACGCGCCAGUUGUUGUGCGGCAACUUCAGCAGGCCGUUAUAUCGUCUCCAUCCGAAAUAACAGGUUCUGGCCAAUCUCUCUCUUCUAGUACUUUCAACACAGCCUUAGAGCAACAAGCAAAACAGUCUAAACCCAGCAAAACAGCAGGAAUUGGACUGUCUAAGAUUGGCAAACUUCCUGGAACAGCCUUGGUGAAGCGUGUCGUUCCUGGAAGUGCUGCUGAAGAGGCAGGUAUAGAAGCGGGUGACCGCAUCGUCAGCAUGAAUGGGAUGCUUCUGAACAAUCGGAAAAUGACGGAGGAGCGCUUUCGCACGAUGGUGCUCUCAGAACGGCCACUGAAAAUCCUCGUAGCAACACGUGUUGUAGUUGACAACAAUACGAAGAUGUUGAACACGUUAUUUGAUAGACGAAGCUGCGCUACUACUACAUCUUCUGCUUCAAAAGCCAGUAUCGACCGCAGUGCGUUGCUUGAUGAAGAUGAUGAUGAGGAGGUUGAUGGGAUUGAGAAAGGAAGCAGGACAAGAAUAGUCGAAGAAGUUUUUGAUGUAAAGAUCGAUCCUACAACAGCGGAGGACCACGAGGAUAUCCAUAUCGGUAUCACAAAACGUGGCGACUUUCCCGGUGUCUCCUUAGUAAGUCGCGUUUUGCCUUAUAGCAUUGCACAAAUGGUAGGUGUUCGGCGAGGAGAUCGCAUUGUUGCAGUGAAUAAAGUAGAAGCUGCUCCUGCUAGCAGUGAGAUGUGGAAGAUGACUGCUUAUGGAGAAACCUCCGGUACUAGUGGCUUAGGAGUCGCACUGCCGUCUUCAGCUGUCAGCACUCCGCGAUCUACAGCCUCAACUAGGCUGAGCCGAAGAAGCAGCAAAACUAGCAGGUCGAAGAAAAAAUUGCUCACUGAAGACCUCUACCGUUCGAUGAUGGACAUGCUGCCUUUGUCGAUGCGCUUUGCACGCUUCAGCGACGUAAAUCGUGAGAACCUUACUUUUGAAAUUGUUGUGCCUUCACAGUCGUCCUCAGAUGAAGCGGAAAUCAACAAAAUUGGUCUCCAGAAACGCGGCACUCUACCUGGGGCGGUCACGAUCAUUAUGAUACUGGACAGACUUACUGUUGCUUCUUCUAGUUGUCAAUCAAAAUGUUAAGCACUUGUGGCUGGUAGCUGCAUCCCAAUAGUGCAGUCUGUCUCUUCAUGGGAGUGUUGCUCUUGUUGAUUUCUGAAAAUGUCAGCUACAAUAUACGCUGCAUUGAUAUAAAGACAAGGCAAAGGCUGCACGGCCACCCACACAUAUCCUCUUCUCCUCUUCGUCUUCUAAUUUGCCAAGGGUAUUUGGUUAUGCAGAGCAGCAAGGUGUGAGAAUAGGAGAUCGUCUUGUCUCUAUCAAUGGAAUUUCCACGAUGGACAUGACGCAAGAAAAAUUUGAGGAGGAAAUGCUGCGAAGAACACAGGCAAUAGUUCCAGAGGGUCGUGAAGCAGAUCGCGAUGGACUCACUCGGACCUCAUCUAGGACGAAUAACAAUGUGCCUGCUUUUCUUGCUUCUAGAACGAGUAGUUUGAAUUCAGUCUCGUCUUCAAGAACAGCACGCACGAUAAAUCGUACUUCUACUACUGCCUCUAGUCGGACGCCACCUUUGAUGCUGCGUUUCGCCCGUGCAGUUCCUGCGAAUAUCGUUGCGGCAGCAGCAGAGACGAGUCGUCCUCAAAGGAAAAAUUCGAGUGUCCAACAAGUUGUCGCAUCUUCAACAACUUUAACUUCAUCUUCAAAUAGUAAGACACCUUCAACAUCUACUGCAACGACUCAGAUCAUUGUUCGUUGUGAUCGCGAUGAUGAGAAAUUGGGCAUCAAGAAACUAGGUGACUUGACUGGUGGCACAGUGUUAAGGCUCACGGGGGAAAUUUUAACAUGACAGAAAACUACUCGCUCCAGGAUACUGGUACUAGCAUGCACUCUGACCAUGGCGAUGAAGUAGCUCCGUGCAUGGUCUUUAGUACAGUAUCAUGAUGCAUGCUUUUCGCGCAUCGUCCACUCAUUCAUUAUCUGUCUCAUCGUCCCAUGGUAUUAUUAUUAACAACAACAAGGUUGUAAGAGUUGUAACGAUCUUGCUCUAAAAUCAGCAGUUGUUCGAUGCAUGACCGACACCGGGUUCGCGCGCUUGGCGGGGGUCGAAGAUGGCGACUAUAUUGUCGCAGUGAACGGCGAGUCAAUUACCACUUUUUUAAGCCUGGUAUUGUUUUUGUAUGUGAGUGAAGAAGAACAAGAGUUAUCCUAUAUGAUAAGUGAACAGGCCAACGCCUAAACCACUAAGCCAAAGAAGACGAGGCUUUUCAGUAUCGAUGCAAGUAGAGCGAUGCCAAGAAUUUCUCGUUGCACUGUCUAUGAAGAUCAUGAAAUAACAAGAAUAGGUAUACAUGUAUAGACUUGAUUAAUUGGUAUGAGUUUACGAUUCCACUUCCCUCUUGUUUGCUUUCUCGUCCUUGUGGUGGAAUUUCGUUCAUCAAUUCAAAUAUGUUACUACGCUACAUGAUAAUAACAAACUGUGGCUUUUAUACAUAGCGUCCAGGUCCUCCUCCUACAUCGAUCUACAUCUACAUCUACAUCCGAGUCUAAGACACAAUGAAGACCGAUUUCAGCAACUUAUACUCGAGCGACCGUUGGAGGUCAGUUUUGUGAGGCCACAGGGGAGCACCGUGAUGGCGGUGGGCAAGACAGCGUCUCUACUGCAUUUAGAGGAACCAGAUUACUGAAUAUCCAACGCUUCCUUGAGGCGUUUUUUUCAAGCAGGAGCAGUACAAGUUGUACACAGCGCAGAAAACGGUGCCUUCCUGGAGGAGUUGUUCCAGGCGCAGUUGUGCUUGCUUGAGUAUGAAUAAAUGUAUAACCUUAAGCAGUUGCACGCAUUGAUAUCGGCCUAACUCCAAAAUCCAAAAUUAACAUAGAAGAGAACAUCAGCAUCAGCAUCAGCAUCAACUUGAAGCUUCUUGACGAUUUGAAAAAUGUGUGUACAGAUCUUUUUCUGUAUGACGCUUUGAAAACUGUUAGAACAACAUUACAUAGAUAAGUCUAAAACCUCAAAUAUCUGAAAUUUUCGUCAAAGAACAAAUUCAAAAGUGUCUAUGUAUGGUCAUAGCAGGCAUGAUUAGGUAGCGGUAACUAGCACAUUACAGGUAACAUAUAGUGUUUAGGGUAAAUAUUGAUUCUUGUUGUAGUGAUAUUUGGAUCAAUGAUAUAGUCUCUAAAGAGCUGCUCAUCAGAAAAUGAAUUCAAUUAAAAUGGAAUAUAAUCAAAAUUUUUUGGAUUUUCCUUUAAAUUGUGAAAAUUUGAAAUUUUUGUAAAAUUAGUCUGGACCACGCAUGAUUCUCCAGAUACAAAUCUUCUACGAUAUUCCUUGUAUAGUUCUUCCAGCAAGAUACUCCUUGUAUAGUUCUUUCUCAUAUCCUUAAAUCUAGUAUUAGAGUUUCCAAGAGUUGUAGUCCAAAUGUCGUUGCACAAGCGAGCAUCACCGACCUGUAGUGGAAAAGAAAUAUUCUUAAAACGAAUCAAAAUUGUCUUUUCAAAUGCACGAUGACAUUGUCAUCGAAGAUUCUACUACUAUCAAUAUCAUACACCACCACAGUCUCGUUCUCUAGCAAAGAAUCAUACUCCUAUCAGGCAAGAAGCAGCUUUCAUCAUCCAGCGGCGAUGAGCUAAAG
Molecule: messenger RNA, 9456 nt
Organism: Amoebophrya sp. A25
Lineage: Eukaryota; Dinophyceae; Syndiniales; Amoebophryaceae
Source: the annotation of a GenBank genome assembly